UCUUCUCUCUGUCCCCCGUCGAUAAGACUAGCAGUUUCGUCUCCCUCGCCCCUCUCUCCCCAAGCCGGCAGCCCCAGGAGGAGGAGAAGCAUGUCGACCCAGGAGAACGAGAAGACAGAACCCCCUCAGCUUUUGUCAUGGAUCUCUAGGGACUUGGCAAAGUCCUUCCUGAUUGGGGCUCCGGGAGGGCCAGCGGGCUACCUGCGACGGGCCAGCGCGGCCCAGCUGACCCAGGAGCUGGGCACUGCCUUCUUCCAGCAGCAGCAGCUGCCGGCCGCAAUGGCGGACACCUUCCUGGAGCACCUCUGCCUGCUGGACAUCGACUCGGAGCCUGUGGCCGCACGCAGCACCAGCAUCAUCGCCACCAUCGGGCCAGCGUCGCGCUCCGUGGAGCGCCUCAAGGAGAUGAUCAAGGCCGGGAUGAACAUUGCGCGACUCAACUUCUCGCACGGCUCGCACGAGUACCACGCCGAGUCCAUCGCCAACAUCCGGGAGGCGGUGGAGAGCUUUGCAGCUUCCCCGCUCGGCUACCGACCCGUGGCCAUCGCACUGGACACCAAAGGACCGGAGAUUCGCACUGGCGUCUUGCGGGGGGGCCCCGAGGCGGAAGUGGAGCUGGUGAAGGGCUCCCAGGUGCUGGUGACCGUGGACCCGGCGUUCCGGACGCGGGGCGACGCGGGCACCGUGUGGGUGGACUACCCCAACAUCGUCCGGGUCGUGCCGGUGGGCGGCCACAUCUACAUCGACGACGGGUUCAUCUCCCUGGCGGUCAAGAAAAUCGGCCCAGAGGGGCUGGAAACCGAGGUUAAGAAUGGCGGCAUGCUGGGCAACCGGAAGGGCGUGAACUUGCCUGGCGCCCAGGUGGACCUGCCCGGGCUGUCGGAGCAAGACGUCCAGGACCUGCGCUUCGGGGUAGAGCAUGGCGUGGACAUCGUCUUUGCCUCCUUUGUGCGGAAAGCCAGCGACGUGGCCGCAGUCCGCGCUGCUCUGGGGCCGGAAGGACAAGCCAUCAAGAUCAUUAGCAAAAUCGAGAACCACGAAGGCGUGAAGAAGUUUGAUGAAAUCCUGGAGGUGAGCGACGGCAUCAUGGUGGCACGGGGCGACCUGGGCAUAGAGAUCCCGGCCGAGAAGGUUUUCCUGGCUCAGAAGAUGAUGAUCGGGCGUUGCAACCUGGCGGGCAAGCCGGUUGUCUGUGCCACACAGAUGCUGGAGAGCAUGAUCACUAAGCCCCGGCCGACGAGGGCAGAGACGAGCGACGUGGCCAACGCCGUGCUGGACGGGGCGGACUGCAUCAUGCUGUCGGGCGAGACCGCCAAGGGCAGCUUCCCGGUGGAGGCCGUGAUGAUGCAGCACGCGAUCGCGCGGGAGGCGGAGGCCGCAGUGUACCACCGGCAGCUGUUUGAGGAGCUGCGCCGGGCUGCGCCCCUGAGCCGCGACCCCACUGAAGUCACCGCCAUCGGCGCCGUGGAGGCUGCCUUCAAGUGCUGUGCUGCUGCCAUCGUCGUGCUGACCACCACUGGCCGCUCUGCCCAGCUCCUGUCUCGGUACCGACCUCGAGCAGCAGUCAUUGCUGUCACCCGCUCCGCCCAGGCUGCCCGCCAGGCCCACCUGUGCCGAGGGGUCUUCCCCUUGCUCUACCGUGAACCUCCAGAGGCCGUCUGGGCAGACGAUGUGGACCGCCGGGUCCAGUUUGGCAUCGAAAGUGGAAAGCUCCGUGGCUUCCUCCGCGUUGGGGACCUGGUGAUUGUGGUGACAGGCUGGCGACCUGGUUCUGGCUAUACCAACAUCAUGCGGGUGCUGAGCAUAUCCUGAGGUGCUCCCCCCGUCCCGCCCCAGCCAGCUCUGGACCCCAUCCCUCCCCCGCUCUCCCUUCGUCUGUCUUCCCUACUGUCCCUCCUCCCUAGCCAAUGCCACAUCUGCCAUCUAGCCCCACACCAGGGUGCCCCUUCCCCCUCUCCAUUUCACGCAGGCCCUGAAAGUCUGUGUCCAUUUAAGCACUGGUCAUCCCGCACACCAGUCGUACAAUGCCUGCGCCCAGCGCACUCAGCUGGACCCUAAGAUGCUCCAAGCCUUUAAUCCCAGCUUACUGGUUAAUUCUAUUUCCCUAGGCUUCCCACGCCUGGGGGCGGGGAGGGAGGGGAGCCAGGCAGUCGUGUUGUCUCCACAUGCUUCAUAUCCGUGCAAUCCGAUGCUCACAUGUGGCCUUUGUGGCAAUCUGGGCAUCCCGAAGAGAGGACCACCUCCUCCCUCCUGCAACUGCGCCUGUGGGGAAGCCAGGGUGGGGGAGCGGGGGAGCAGCCAGCCUGGCGAGCUCACCUGUCGCUGUCGCCACAGUGUCUGCUGGCCGGCAGGCCACUCCCCGCCUGGGUGAGGUGCCCCGCUGCCCCUCCCCGCAGCCGGUCGCUAUGCCGCCCCCACUCUGCUCUCACACACAAACCGGGAGCCAAAACGAGCGUCUCUAUGUUUUUUAAAGCCAGCUGUUUGGAAGCAAUUAUAAAACUUCUCCCACACACGCAGAACCCCAGAACUCCCCACGCAGGAGAAAAGGAGGUUGAGGGUCCCAGCCCCAUGUCCUCUGAUGCUAUAGAGUAGGUGUAGAGACAGGGGUGGGCUGAGGGGUUUCUCUUGUCCCUGAGAAGGCAGGGGAGCCGGCUAGCCUGCCCUUCCCCAGUGCGGAGACCCCGGCCGCGCCCCUGCUCCGGCACCGACUGCAGUCCCCGCAGAGAAAAAAACCUGAGGAAGGACAGCCCUCCGCCCUCAGGCGGCCCGCCCUGCCCCCGCCCGGAUAGGGGAGGGUCCCCUGUAGCUGCCAGUGGAGCUGGCCAGGACCGUGGGAGCUGGCACGGGGCCGCCCUGCCCUGCCUGUCUCCCUGCCAGGAGACCGAGGGCGGGGUGGGUAAAGGAACGGGUGAAGAAAAUGAAGUUAUAAUAAAUAGGAUUAGCAAAUCAAAUACGAUUAUUAAAUGACUGAAUAAAUAAGAAUAAAUAAAUAAAAAAAGAAGAAAGAAAAAAUGCCAUCUAAAGAUGCAGCCACUUCGGGUCGGCUCUAGCUCGAGCGGUUCCUUCGUCACGGCAGACCACUAAAGAUGCAGCCACUUGCCCCCACCCCGGGGGGAUCAAGGCUGGCACACUAAGGAGGCGCCAACCCUCCCUUCAAGAGGGACAUCGCUGGGGCCGGGACACAGAGAGGAGGUGGCGCCCGAUUCACAAAGAGACAGUCCUACCACAGAAACAGUGCGGGGAACUUGUCAGGAGACGUGUUCCCACUCAGGGGUUACAGACGGGGGUCCACACGUGGCAGCGACGGCGGGCGCCCACAUCAGGGACCCAUGACAUCUGUUGACAGAAGCGGAGGCACCCCGCUGUGCUAGGGGGACGGGAAGAUGGCUGGGCCAGGGUCAUGGGCAGGGAAGUGGACAUCUAGUCACUUGGCAGUGAUGGCAGUGGCAAGUCCUUGUGCUUCGUGAGCUGGCAUCCUGGGCCCCAGCCUGCGCCUGGCAGGGUCACGGCCAGGGGAAAGCCCUCGUCACUGGGCUUGGCGUCCCUUCUGUCUGGCAGUGGAGACUGCAGCGCCUGGCACAGUGCCUUGAGCACGGUGGGCGCUCGGGAUGCUCGAUGAGUGGGUGCUGGGGCAGGAGGCCGCGGGGCGCCUGAGGUGAGGACGGAAACCGUCUUCCUGGCAGUGACGAGAGGGGUUCCCACCGGGCAGUGUCCCAGCCCCCCCCGAAAGGCGACAGCCUUAUGGCAUAUACUACUG
Pteropus alecto (black flying fox) is the source of this 3757-nucleotide messenger RNA. It is a transcript of the gene PKLR, whose product is annotated as pyruvate kinase L/R. The coding region runs from base 91 to 1812 and encodes 573 amino acids. Gene Ontology annotation, biological process: glycolytic process; cellular response to insulin stimulus. Gene Ontology annotation, molecular function: magnesium ion binding; pyruvate kinase activity; potassium ion binding. The record is from RefSeq and is a predicted model, not a curated record. Lineage: Eukaryota; Metazoa; Chordata; Mammalia; Chiroptera; Pteropodidae. The transcript is spliced from 11 exons. Gene Ontology annotation, cellular component: cytoplasm.